Molecule: messenger RNA, 1099 nt
Organism: Rubroshorea leprosula
Lineage: Eukaryota; Viridiplantae; Streptophyta; Magnoliopsida; Malvales; Dipterocarpaceae
Source: the annotation of a GenBank genome assembly
ACACAUGUGACGAAGAAGGAAAAAACCCUUAAAGCGCACCAUCUGCUCAGUAAGAGGCUGGGAUCUUGGCUGCAAAAGGCACUGAUCGUGUUGAGGUCCAUCAAGAGAUUGAUGCUCAUGCGAUGGGAAGCUAUAAUCUUUUGAGCAAGUGUGCAGAGUUAACGAAAUCGGCGUUUUCUACCCGCCGGAGAACCUGAUAUUGCUCGCUGCGUUGUUAAUUACUCCAACCUACGACGUAUCUGGAUGUUGUGCAGAUAUGUUCAUUUCUAAAAUGAUUUUAUGAAAUUCCUUAUUUGAAAUUUUAGAAUUGAAUUUUUUUUUUUUUUUGUUCUUUCUACCAAUUAAAUCAGACUAUGGAUGAUGUGCAGGAAAGCGAUGCAAAGUGGGCAAGUCAAGAGGCUAAAAAAUUGAAACAUUAUUUUGAAGUGGUUUUGUUAAAGUUAGAAUCCACGUUGGCUUAAUUUAGAAACUGAUCAAAGCAUGCAGACUUUUAUUCUAUGCCUUGCGGGGAGGAAGAUGAACCCAGCUCUUGUUUUGUCUCAUAACUGCACUUCGCUUUUAUUCUUUUUCUUUUUUCCCCUUUUUAAUUCCAGGUCUGAUGUGUUUCUCUCGAGGACACCCUUCCGUUACGCCUUUUUAAAGCCUGCAGUGGUAGUGUUGGGUUUUUUCUAUUUCCUUUUUUUGAAACUUUUCCUUUUUUUUUUUUCCUGAACUUUCCACCUUUUUAGGUCCUUCCACGUUUUCUUAGCUGUUACUAAUUCUACGCGUUUUUAAAGAGAGUAGGUAAGCUUCCUUUAUUUUUAUUCCAAUACGCGUUUUCCCUCCCCCCCAUGCCCCGUGUUACGCGUUUUCGUGCUUUUUGACCAUUAAGUGAUGGCUUCUUCGCUGCCAAUGCUGACAAAAGACUCGUACUGGCUUCACGUGAAGCUGCCGGGAAACGGCCCUACUUACUGCUUCUUUGGCUUCUUGGCCGCUAAUGUUGACAAAAGACUCGUACUAGCGUCACAUGAUGUAAUUAUUUGGUUACAACUCAAAAAUUUAUAGAUUUGUGAGUAAGAGAUUUGUUUUUUAUUUUAUUAAUUAAAUUUUAAUUUUUUUA